Molecule: messenger RNA, 1095 nt
Organism: Aspergillus chevalieri
Lineage: Eukaryota; Fungi; Ascomycota; Eurotiomycetes; Eurotiales; Aspergillaceae
Product: alpha/beta hydrolase
Exons: 2
Coding region: 1-1095 (364 amino acids)
Source: RefSeq, a predicted model, not a curated record
AUGAUAUCAACUCUCCUCAUCCUCUUGGAAACAUCGCUGCUAAGCCUAACAUCGGCAUCGGCGGCCCAUGAGCGCUCGUAUUUCUAUGUCGGCGGGAACUACUCCCUUAACAGCGAUGACGAACAUAUCUUCACCGACCAGAUGUAUAUUGAGAAGCUUGUUCCGGCGGGUGGUGUCUCGAGGGAGUAUCCGAUUGUGUUUGUGCAUGGGAAUGGGCAGACUGGAACAAAUUGGUUGAACAAGCCCGACGGCGGCGACGGCUGGGCAUCCUAUUUCUUAUCCCAAGGCUACGAAUGCUACAUCCUCGACCAAACAUCCCGCGGCCGUAGUCCAUGGACACCGGAAAGCGGCACGCGGUCGGUCUUCACAACAGAGCAUAUACAGGAGUAUUUCACGGCCCCGGAGCGGUAUAAUACCUGGCCCCAAGCACACCUGCAUACGCAAUGGCCUGGCUCUGGUGUGAUGGGAGACCCCGUAUUUGAUGCAUUCUACGCGUCGAAUGUCCCGUAUGUGAAUGUGUCAACGGCGCAGCAAUCUGCCGUCCAGGAUGCAGGUGCGCAGUUGCUGGAUCGUAUUGGGAGGAAGGUUAUUCUUGUUGGUCAUUCGCAAGGCGGAACGAUGUCCUGGGUUAUUGCGGACGCGAAGCCGGAGUCGAUCCACUCGCUUGUGGCUAUUGAGCCUGCUGGGCCGCCAUUUCGGGAUGUGGCUUUUGGAAAUGCGCCUGCUAGGGCGUUUGCUCUGGCUGAUAUUCCGGUUACGUAUGAGCCGGCUGUCGCGGACCCGGAGAGUGAUUUUGUGUAUCAAACAGUUCAGGCGAAUUCGACGGAUCGAUUUGAUUGUCUUACCCAGGCUGAACACCCGCAACCGCGACAGUUAGCUAAUAUCAGCAAGUUUCCGGUACUCUUGGUCACGACGGAAGCAUCGUACCAUGCGCAAUAUGACUGGUGUACGGUGUUGUUUCUGCGACAGGCGGGUGUCAAGACGGAGCAUUGGGAAUUGGCACAAUUGGGGAUUCACGGCAACGGCCACAUGGUGUUCAUGGAGAAGGAUAGCGAUGAGGUGGCUCAGGCAAUUGCAGGGUGGUUGGAGCAUUGA